AUGCGCCGGAUGAGUCCGGAGGUCCUUGCUGAUGGAGGCAAAUGUUCCCGGGAGCUACCGAAGUGCAGCACUUGCAAACCAUGGCCGAGUCGCUGUGAGUAUUCGCGUGACAUAUCAAGCCUCGAGACGCAAGGCGAUAUCGAGAACCGCUUGCAGCACCUUGAGAAGACGGUGCAACAGUUGGCUCACUCGGUCAAUUGCGCUUUGCAGGACAUCUCCCCUGCGUCCUCGACAACUGGUCGUAAUCAACAAUCAAAUCUGGCUCUGCAGCCAGUAAGAGUGGAGAGCAACCCAGCUGGUUCAAGGCUUUACCUUGGACAGUCGCAUUCUUUCUCCUUUUUGAGGGAGACGCCGGCUAACAUUGAGGCAAGCCGUCACCAACCGGGGAAUGUCACUCGCCAAAACGCCUACUCGGGCUUACAGGAUCUCUCCAAUAGCCUGACCACAUCGCAAGUCGAUCUACGUGGAGGGGAAAGUAAUGCAGGUUUUUAUGUGCCGUCAAGACCAGCAGGAUACCAGUUGAUUAGCAAAUUCUUGGAACAUUCCGAGCUGGGGGAGCCAUUCUUCAAGACGCCAUCGGAUGAUAUCAUACGGAAGAUUGAAAGGGCAUGGAUAGUACACUUUAACUACCUCCUGCUUUCGCUUGUUUCGGCAGAGCAGGGUGAAGGCGAGGAGACCGCCAGAUUUCGCCAUAACGCACGGCUAGCGCUCAAUGACAGUAGCAUAUUCAUGGAACCACGCGAAUCUAACGUACAGGCACUACUGCUGCUGGCCAUUCAUGGCGAGGACUAUGCCGCCCCCCAUUUAUCGUGGAUGCUGCUGGGGCAUGCUUGUCGGCAGGCGGAGGCUCUGGGGCUGCAUGCACCUGCUCCCCAGCUCUCAGAGUCGCGACAGCAACAGCGACUGUGCCUUUUCUGGCUCAUUUUCAUGAUCGAGAAAUCUUGCUCGCUAGCAUUUGGCCGUCCAGCGCUUCUUCCAACAGCAUUGUAUAGCGAUGUUCCACUUCCAGACCCUAAUUUCUUACGGAGAUUCCAUCCCCAUCAAACAGCGGACUCGGGAAACGGACAAGCCGCUUCGGAAGAGUCCAAAUUUGGCGCUCAAGUCUUCAUGAAGUAUCUUGAAUUCGCCAGAUUAACGGGGAUUAUAUUAGAUUUACUCGCUACCAGCGGGUCGGUCACAGAGAAGAGAGAUAUUUGGCACAAGCUCGAUACUUGGUAUAGGGAAACAAACCAGGCCCUGACAGAAACUAUGAAUCGUGAGAGGGUUCCGGCGAAUUCCAGGCAGUCUCGAGAGAUGACACUAGGAAUCAGCAGCAUCAAGAUCCAGUAUUUGCACGUCCUCAUUAUCCUGCUGAAAGGCGACAAGGCCUACUCAGAACUCCGCCUCUCAUCUGCUCGCGAGGCUAUCUCCCUCCUAACUUCUAUGGUCUCGAAUUGGAGUUCCUUCUAUAACGGAGUCGUCUGGCAACUGCUCUAUUAUCCCUUCACUCCUUUCUUCGUGGUAUUCGAAAACAUCGUCAACCGCAAGAACUCUUCCACGCCAGCGACAAUCGAACAAGAUCUCGCUCUGUUAGCCACUACUGUGGCUUAUUUCGCAAAUAUGCGGACGCAGAUGCGCUUGCUUGCUCCGAUCUGUUCCAGAUUGCAGCACGUCGCGGCUGGUUUCCUUGAACUGGCACAACUCCAGGCCAGUCAUCAUGCUUCGACUGACACUGGUAGCAAUUUUGAUAGAUCUUUAGAAACCCAUGAUAUGCCGCACCUUGACGGGGCUAACAAGGCGACAUCACGGCGCUGCGAUCCGCAGACAAUGAACGAGAUCGCUACCGGCUACGGACACGCUCGCGAAGCGCUGUCUAAUGGUGAUAUGAGCGAUCCAGAUGUUGCUAGCUAUCUAGAAUGGCUGCCUACUGACAUUGACGCGUCGUGGCCAAUGUUUGACCUUGGAGGUCAGGGAUCUGCAGGCGAUAGAGACAGUCAUGGAAGGAGGAGCUCUCAGACUCGCAGGCGGGCGUUCGAUGGCAUGUUCGACUGGUUCUCAUGGGAUGCCUACUAUGCAGGGACUGGCCCAUGA
Messenger RNA from Aspergillus ochraceoroseus IBT 24754, 2070 nucleotides. RefSeq names its product fungal specific transcription factor domain-containing protein. Bases 1 to 2070 code for a protein of 689 amino acids. The transcript is spliced from 7 exons. Gene Ontology annotation, biological process: DNA-templated transcription; regulation of DNA-templated transcription. The record is from RefSeq and is a predicted model, not a curated record. Lineage: Eukaryota; Fungi; Ascomycota; Eurotiomycetes; Eurotiales; Aspergillaceae. Gene Ontology annotation, molecular function: DNA binding; zinc ion binding; DNA-binding transcription factor activity, RNA polymerase II-specific.